AGUUUGACACGUACCGUACGGACGAACUUCACAUCUUAACGAGUUUCGACCUCCAUUCAUCCUUUGUCGAAUCAAAAUACCGAUUUUAACACCAUUUUCAUCGAAAAUCACUUAAAACAAUUUCUCUGUAGGCGUAUAAGUGCUAUUUAUUUAUUUUUUAAGUGUAAAGUUACAGUUUCGAAGUGAAAAUGGGGUUGAAAUCGUCGCCGGUUCUGUUCCAUUGGCUGUCCAGGCUGCCUAGCCGUAAUUUUUCUACGUCCAGGGCUUUAUUAGCCACAAAGCCUGUGACUAUGCGUGAUGCAUUGAACCAGGCGCAAGAUGAGGAGAUGCAGAAAGACGACAGGGUCUUCAUUAUGGGUGAAGAAGUUGCUCAAUAUGACGGUGCCUACAAAGUAACAAGGGGGCUAUGGAAGAAAUACGGUGACAAAAGAGUCAUUGACACACCAAUCACCGAGAUGGGAUUUUCAGGCUUAGCUGUUGGAGCGGCCAUGGCUGGUCUCCGGCCAAUUUGCGAGUUCAUGACAUACAACUUCGCCCUGCAGGCCAUUGAUCAUGUGGUAAACUCCGCUGCUAAGGCGUUCUACAUGUCAGCGGGUCUAAUAAACGUACCGAUCGUGUUCCGCGGCCCCAACGGAGCGUCCGCUGGUGUGGCCGCGCAGCACUCGCAGUGCUUCGCCGCCUGGUACAGCCAGUGCCCCGGACUCAAAGUCGUCAUGCCCUACACAUCAGAAGAUGCCAAAGGUCUUCUGAAGUCAGCCAUCAGGGAUCCCGAUCCAGUUGUAGUACUUGAAGACGAACUUUUGUACGGUCUCCCAUUCCCCAUGUCUGACGAGGCUCUGUCACCUGAUUUCCUAGUUCCUAUUGGUAAGGCAAAGAUCGAGCGCGAAGGUCGUCACGUGACGCUGGUGUGCGCGGGCCGCGGCAACGAACACGCGCUCGGGGCCGCCAAGAUACUCGCCGGGAAGGGUGUUGAAUGUGAGAUUAUUAACUUGCGAUCAAUCAGGCCACUGGACUUCGAUACGAUCGCUCGCUCCAUCGCAAAGACACACCACCUGGUCACCGUUGAGCAGGGAUGGCCUCACUGUGGUAUCGGCGCGGAGAUCUGCGCGCGCGUGAUGGAGUCGCCGUCGUUCUUCGAGCUGGACGCGCCGGCGUGGCGCGUGACGGGCGUGGACGUGCCCAUGCCCUACUCGCGCACGCUGGAGGCCAUGGCGCUGCCCGCGCCCGCCGACGUGGUGGCCGCCGUCAGCGCCGUGCUCGGGAACAAAAUAAGCGCAGUGAGCAGCCAGUAAAUGGGAAUCUCUAAGGAAGUCCCACCGAUAUCGGAGACUUUCAUAAAGUGUAAAUACUUUUAUUUAUUUUAAAUAGAUAAAAUUAUACAAAAAUCUUUUGAGUAUGUAUAAGCCAAGCUUCGUUGCAAUUGUUAUGUGAUGUAUAUUGUACGGAAAUUAGAUAAAUCUAACAAUAUAUUAUAAUUAUGUUAUCGUCUUGGUUACAUUAUUCAUUUCAGCGCCAUCUUUUAUAUUUACUUAGUACUAGGUAGCGUGCACAAGUUUUGUAAGAAGAAAAUUGAUUAAGCAUAUCGAAUACGAUUUGUAUUUUCUAUUAUAAUACACGAAAUGUAUGAGAUAUUCAUAGAAAUUGUUAUUUUUGCAUUUGUUUUGUCAUGCUGCAAAAUGACAGCUUAAAGAGUUUUGUAACUAAAACAUAGAUGGCGUUAUAAUGACGUUUCUAUAGAUGGUGUCCCCGUGUGAAACUCAAAAGAAAUACAAACAAACUGAAAUAAAAUAAUGUUAUAUUAUUAUUACAA
Messenger RNA from Trichoplusia ni (cabbage looper), 1810 nucleotides. It is a transcript of the gene Pdhb, whose product is annotated as pyruvate dehydrogenase E1 component subunit beta, mitochondrial. Gene Ontology annotation, biological process: pyruvate decarboxylation to acetyl-CoA. The transcript has 8 exons. Gene Ontology annotation, molecular function: pyruvate dehydrogenase (acetyl-transferring) activity. The record is from RefSeq and is a predicted model, not a curated record. Bases 189 to 1292 code for a protein of 367 amino acids. NCBI's taxonomy places the organism in Eukaryota, Metazoa, Arthropoda, Insecta, Lepidoptera, Noctuidae.